AUGACAGGCCGGCAGAAGCUUUUGUCCCUCUGGAUUUGGCUGUUACUUAUGGUCGCUCUGUGCCCAGGUGCACAGUACACAUACGGUAAACGUGGAGGUUUCUUCAGGGGUGGAAAAAAAGGUGACAGUAAACAAGGUAAAGAAGGUAAAGAAGCACCUCCCUCUCAGAGUCGUGGCUUCUCCAAGCAUGGCCUGAAGUGGGCAGGAGCAGCAGCAGCUGGCGUGCUGGGAGGCUCGGGCACCGGGUACGGGCUGGGGUUGCUUGGUAGGCCAAAGCACGGAUCUAAGAACCAUCAUGGCCACAAGACUACCUCCUCUGAGGAAGAUCAACGGCUUUACUACCAGGAAAACCAACGAUAUCACAACCAGUCUCGCUGGAGAGCCUUUGUUAAAGCGGCUGCACCUGCUCCCACGAGUAACAUCUUUCUCACACUUGGACAUGUGGUGCCUUUCCUCAUAGCAGCCUGGAUAAGAGCGAUUUAAUCUGACCACUCAUCACUGGGAAAUCUAUCAAUUACAGAUGCUGUCAGCGAAAAUGCAA
Molecule: messenger RNA, 541 nt
Organism: Thunnus maccoyii (southern bluefin tuna)
Lineage: Eukaryota; Metazoa; Chordata; Actinopteri; Scombriformes; Scombridae
Gene: sprn2
Product: shadow of prion protein 2
Exons: 1
Coding region: 1-483 (160 amino acids)
Source: RefSeq, a predicted model, not a curated record